AGGAGAAGAGAUAAAUCAUGGUGGCUGUUCAGUUGUUUACCUGGAAGCCAUUGAUUCUACCUUCACAAGCUUCACGAGUAGAUCGAUUCGCUUCUUUUAACAGGAGCUUGAGUUUAAAGUCUCUACCUUUAGGUGGGAUUGAGUCUUUUAGAUGCCCAGGGACCUUCAAAGUCAAAUCUCAGAGGACAGGAGACACUGAGCCGUCUAGUGUUAACCUGAAUGAUUUCAAUUCCAAAUUCCAUAAGAGUCUUCCAUAUAAACUGGUGGUAGGAUGCAUCCCACUGUAUGUGGUGUUCAGGAUAGCGCAAAAGAUAUGUCAAGAGCUUCCCCGCCUAGUUCAGAACUCAGUGGGGGCUGGCUUGCCUUUUGCUUGUGCAUCGAACUCUCUACCUACUCCUCUCAAGUUGGACGUCUCCGUUCCUUCUUUUCAAGAUAUCAGAUGGGGUCUUGCAAGGUUUCUUUACCUGUUCAAUAUACAGCUUGAGAAGAACAUUGGCACGUUCCUUGUGGCGCUCAUGAUAGCAUGUGUAUCGUUUGUUAUCAUUGGGGGACUCCUAUUUUUCAAAUUCAGGAAAGACCUACCAUUAGAAGACUGCCUUUGGGAAGCCUGGGCAUGCCUCAUUUCCUCUUCUACUCAUCUGAAGCAAAAGACACGCAUUGAAAGAGUCAUUGGAUUUGUCCUAGCCAUUUGGGGAAUAUUGUUUUACUCUCGACUUUUAAGCACAAUGACAGAACAAUUUCGGUAUAAUAUGACAAAACUGAGGGAAGGGGCACAGAUGCAAGUCCUAGAAGCUGAUCAUAUCAUCAUUUGUGGAAUAAACAGUCAUCUACCUUUCAUACUAAAGCAACUGAACAGCUACCAUGAGCAUGCUGUCCGCUUAGGUACCGCUACAGCUAGGAAGCAGAGACUUCUGCUCAUGUCUGAUACUCCAAGGAAGCAGAUGGACAAGCUAGCUGAGGCGUACUCCAGAGAUUUUAAUCAUAUUGAUAUCCUUACAAAGAGUUGUAGUCUUAACAUGACGAAAUCAUUUGAGAGGGCUGCUGCCUCUAUGGCACGUGCUAUUAUCAUACUACCAACGAAAGGUGAUAGGUAUGAAGUUGAUACAGACGCAUUUCUUUCUGUAUUAGCCCUUCAACCUAUACAAAAGAUGGAAUCGAUCCCAACCAUUGUAGAGGUAUCAAGCCCUAAUACGUAUGAUCUUCUCAAGUCUAUUUCGGGAUUGAAAGUGGAGCCGGUUGAAAAUGUUACGUCCAAAUUGUUUGUCCAAUGCUCACGUCAAAAAGACCUGAUAAAGAUCUACAGGCACCUACUAAAUUACUCAAAAAAUGUAUUUAAUCUUUGCAGCUUCCCCAAUCUAGCUGGGACGAAGUAUAGACAAUUAAGACUGGGGUUCCAGGAGGUUGUGGUCUGUGGCCUUUUACGAGAUGGGAAAGUAAAUUUCCACCCAAAUGAUAAUGAAGAGCUCAUGGAAACCGACAAACUAUUGUUUAUCGCACCUCUCAAUUGGAAAAAGAAGCAACUAUUAUAUACAGACAUGAAACUUGAGAACAUUACAGUUGCGACUGAUACUCGGAAGCAAGUGUUUGAGAAAAAAAGAUCACGGCUAGCAAAAAUUAUAAUGCGUCCUCGUAAGUCCUUAUCAAAGGGAUCAGAUUCCAUCAAAGGACCCACAGAAUCUAUACUUUUACUUGGUUGGCGUGGAGACGUUGUGCAAAUGAUCGAGGAGUUUGAUAACUAUCUUGGUCCAGGCAGUUCAAUGGAAAUAUUAUCGGAUGUACCGUUAGAGGACAGAAGAAGAGUGGGAGAUAGUAUGGGUUCAGUGAAAAUUAAGAACAUCCAAGUUUCACAUAAGGUUGGGAAUCCUCUGAACUAUGAUACAUUAAAGCAAACUAUAAUCCGUAUGAAAAGUAAAUAUAGAAAAGGCAAAAAUAUUCCUUUGACCAUCCUUGUCAUAUCGGAUCGAGACUGGCUUCUUGGAGAUCCAUCUAGAGCAGACAAACAAUCCGCUUACUCUCUUCUCCUUGCUGAAAGCAUCUGCAACAAGCUUGGAGUAAAGGUACAUAAUCUAGCUUCUGAAAUCGUCGACUCAAAACUCGGCAAGCAGAUAACAGGACUCAAGCCGUCCCUAACUUUCAUAGCGGCAGAGGAAGUUAUGAGCCUUGUAACAGCACAAGUUGCUGAAAACAGCGAACUGAACGAGGUAUGGAAGGACAUUCUAGACGCAGAUGGUGACGAGAUAUACGUUAAGGACAUUGAACUGUACAUGAAAGAGGGCGAGAACCCUUCAUUCACUGAGCUCUCAGAGCGAGCUUGGCUAAGGAGAGAAGUCGCCAUAGGCUACAUAAAAGGCGGUAAAAAGAUAAUCAAUCCGGUUCCAAAGAACGAACCUCUCUCCCUCGAAAUGGAAGACUCAUUGAUUGUUAUAUCAGAGCUUGAAGGAGACCAACCCAUCACACUAUGAAAAUAUAUACAAUCUCAUAUA
Molecule: messenger RNA, 2483 nt
Organism: Arabidopsis arenosa
Lineage: Eukaryota; Viridiplantae; Streptophyta; Magnoliopsida; Brassicales; Brassicaceae
Source: the annotation of a GenBank genome assembly